AUGUCCCUUUAUUGUGGAAUAGCUUGCAGGAGAAAGUCUUUUUGGUGCUAUAGGCUGCUGUCAACCUAUAUCUCUAAGACAAGGUAUAUAUUUGAACUGAAGGAAGAUGAUGAUGCAUGUAAAAAAGCCCACCGUACAGGAGCAUUUUACCUCUUUCAUAACCUGGCUCCUUUACUUCAGAAAUUGGAGCAUCAGCAUCAAUACCUGGCUCCCAGGCAUAGUUUCCUAGAGCUGGAAAAGCUCCUGGGUAAACUUGGACAGGACACACAGAAGAUAGAAGAUUCUGUGCUAAUUGGGUGCUCUGGAGAACAUGAAGCAUGGUUUGCCUUGGAUCUAGGGCUGAAUAAUCCUUCUUCCACAAACGAUUCCUUGCAGAAACUUGAAAUGGAAACGGAGCUCAAAGGAUCUUUCGUUGAGCUGAGGAAGGCACUCUUACAGCUGGAUGUGAAGGAUGCUUCCUUGCUGUCCAUGGCUCAGGCUCUUCUCCGCUGGCAUGAUACCCAUCAAUUCUGCAGCAGAAGUGGGCAGCCCACCAAGAAGAAUAUGGCCGGCAGCAAGCGUGUGUGCCCUUCCAAUAAUAUCAUCUAUUACCCGCAGAUGGCCCCUGUGGUGAUCACUUUGGUGUCAGAUGGGACCCGAUGCCUCCUUGUUCGCCAGAGUUCUUUUCCUAAGGGGAUGUAUUCUGCCUUGGCAGGUUUCUGUGAUAUAGGUGAAACUCUGGAAGAAGCUGUCCGGCGAGAAGUUGCAGAAGAGGUGGGAUUGGAGGUGGAAAGACUGCAGUAUUCUGCGUCCCAGCACUGGCCCUUUCCCAAUAGUUCACUCAUGAUUGCUUGUCAUGCAACUGUGAAACCAGGGCAGACAGAGAUCCAGGUAAAUUCUAGAGAACUGGAGGCAGCUUCCUGGUUCAGUCAUGAUGAAGUGGCCACAGCCCUGAGGAGAAAAGGACCAUACUCCCAACAAAAGGAUGGAUCCUUCCCAUUCUGGCUGCCUCCCAGGUUAGCCAUUGCUCACCGGUUGAUUAAGGAGUGGUUGGAAAACCAUAAAUGUUCUUCUCUGCCUGCUUAG
Molecule: messenger RNA, 1065 nt
Organism: Elephantulus edwardii (Cape elephant shrew)
Lineage: Eukaryota; Metazoa; Chordata; Mammalia; Macroscelidea; Macroscelididae
Gene: NUDT13
Product: nudix (nucleoside diphosphate linked moiety X)-type motif 13
Exons: 8
Coding region: 1-1065 (354 amino acids)
Molecular function (GO): hydrolase activity; metal ion binding
Source: RefSeq, a predicted model, not a curated record